GUGACGGCGUCACGGGGCGGGGCCACGGGUGGCGCGAAGAGGAGACGCGGGAAUGGAGGUGCAGGCCAGCUGCAGUAACGCGGGCGAGUGCGGGUCCCAGGACCCUGCCGCUGCCCCCAGCAAGGCCCCUGGCAGCGCCGGCCACUACGAGCUGCCGUGGGUUGAAAAAUAUAGACCAGUAAAGCUGAAUGAAGUUGUCGGAAACGAAGACACUGUGAGCAGGCUGGAGGUCUUUGCAAGAGAAGGGAAUGUGCCCAAUAUCAUCAUUGCCGGCCCCCCAGGAACUGGCAAAACCACAAGCAUCCUGUGUUUGGCACGAGCCCUGCUGGGCCCAGCACUCAAGGAUGCUGUCUUGGAACUCAAUGCUUCAAAUGACAGCAUGACUGAUGGGGCCCAGCAAGCCUUGAGGAGAACCAUGGAAAUCUAUUCUAAGACGACUCGCUUUGCCCUUGCUUGUAAUGCUUCUGAUAAAAUCAUAGAGCCCAUCCAGUCCCGGUGCGCCGUCCUGCGCUACACCAAGCUGACCGACGCCCAGAUCCUGGCGCGGCUGCUGAACGUCAUCGAGAAGGAGAAUGUGCCGUAUACUGACGACGGCCUGGAAGCCAUCAUCUUCACAGCGCAGGGAGACAUGAGGCAGGCACUGAACAACUUGCAGUCCACCUUCUCGGGAUUUGGCUUCAUUAACAGCGAGAAUGUGUUCAAGGUCUGCGAUGAGCCCCAUCCCCUGCUCGUGAAGGAGAUGAUCCAGCACUGUGUGGACGCCAACAUCGACGAGGCCUACAAGAUUCUUGCUCACCUGUGGCAUCUGGGCUACUCACCGGAAGAUGUCAUUGGCAACAUUUUUCGGGUGUGUAAAACUUUCCAAAUGGCAGAAUACUUGAAACUGGAGUUUAUUAAGGAAAUUGGAUAUACUCACAUGAAAGUCGCAGAAGGAGUGAACUCCCUCCUGCAGAUGGCAGGGCUCCUGGCCAGGCUGUGUCAGAAGACAAUGGCGCCAGUGGCCAGUUAGAGCAGAGACUUCACUGACUGAGUUACGAGAGUCCUUGAAAUACAGGAGUCACGGCCUUCUGAUUGGGGUGGGAGGAGAUGCCACCUCAGACGGGGCCAGUACGCGCCGGGCUUUAAACUCUAGCUUACCUCCGCUCCACGCAUGUCUUUUUGCCUUCGUCUCAGACUCCUCCAAGCAGCAACAGGGUGGAAAGGCCUCAGAGAAGCUCAGGGGCAGGGCCCCUGAUCUGUGUGUGUGGGUUGACAUUUUAGCUAAUAAAGUCUUGCAGCAUUUGUGGGCCACAUGACCACAAAUGACCACAUGA
Microcebus murinus (gray mouse lemur) is the source of this 1313-nucleotide messenger RNA. The record is from RefSeq and is a predicted model, not a curated record. NCBI's taxonomy places the organism in Eukaryota, Metazoa, Chordata, Mammalia, Primates, Cheirogaleidae.